CGAAGAGUCGUGUACCUUUGUUUAAUCUGUACUGGUUUCGUUUCUUUCAGCGAUGGCGCCGCGCCGAGGCCACCACGGCGCUCUUCGAUUCUGAAGCCUGUCAGGCCAGUCCUCGAAAGCGUCGAAAAUGCAACCGAAGAUCUCACCGAGCGGCGCCGACUCUCCAAGCGCGUCAGUUUCUCCGACACCCACCAGAUAAAGUUGUUCAAGUGUGAAAUGUCCGAUGAACAUUGCUCGGCUGGGGAAAACACAUCGCAAGCUGGCUCGGUGUUUGUGCCUGGGAACAACACUCUAACGGGCAACGCUGCCGAAGACCCAGUAGGCGAAGCAGUGCAGUUGCUGCAGUACGACCACACUCCCCUCGAGCAGAGCUUCUACCUAGCAGUCGAUGACUGCAACGGCAGUGCCGAGGCCACAUCACCGACGAAAAGGACGUCUGCUUUAAUGGAGGAAGCACGCUCUUGUCUCAUGUUCACUCAGCAUGGGAACGUCAUUGAUACCUUCGACAGAUCCGGCUACCAACCUCGCUUGGACGGGACGCUUGGCCAUGGUACCAUGGACAUCACUUGCGGCGGCGCCGUCAGCCAGACUUCUGCGGAACUUGCAAAGAUGAUGCUCGGCAAUAGGACGAUGGAAACCACUCCCAUCGAAUGCACCGGUCAUGACAGGUCUGUCUCUGAGUCAUUAAAGACAACAUUUGCCGACAAAAGCAUGGACAUGACUCGCGUUGGCGGCACCUCCGUGCUUGAACAAACGGCCACGAGCCUGCAUCAUACGCGCAUCUUUUUGGAUGCCGGGAUGGACGUGACUGUCGGGCCACAGGACGCGACAACAAUUGGUGGUGACACGACUGUUCCACUGCAGCACACAAUGAACACGACCUGCCCAGUCGGUUCAACGAGUUUCGUGACAGGUGCUGCUGAUGAGGUGGACACUGGUGCUGUUCCCGGUGGGGUUCCCAGUGGGGAGACUGCAAAAGACAGCUGCGCUAUUGCAAGAUCGUCAGGUCUGUUCGACAUUGCCGCCUUUCUGACGUCUCACCGCAAACGCGACGCGGCAGUGCUACUGGGCUGCGAGCCGGGUGACGUAGAAUCGGUGGACACGGACACGAGUCCAGCCAUCGCGGCAUCGAAGAAGGACGAGCCAUUCAACCUUGCAGCCUUCGUGGCACUGAACCGCCGCAAUGAUGCAUCCGAGAUAAUGGGCAAGGAUGCCAAAUGCGUUGCAGAACCAUUUUCUACACAGCCUGUUCCGGUUUCACAGGACACUACUCUUCCCGACAAAUGCAAUGUGGGCAUGGGUGGUACGAUGAAAGAAACUGGUACAGCAGAGACCAUUUGUUCUACUGCCAACGUUUCAAGCACAGCUGGGCAAUUCAACGUUGUCGACUUCGUGACAUCGAACCGCCGCAAUGAUUUGUUCGUGACAGUGGGAGGGGAUGCAGAAUCCACUGGAAUGUUAACUGCACAACCUGGCCCAUCUGUCCCUGCUUUGUGCAGUGAAACUAGUUUCGGCGUGGGCCACGAAGGCACCCAAAAUGCUGCGAGAGAGACUGGCAACGCAUAUCUUUCGCCUAUGCAAACUUCGUUGGCGACUGAUUAUGAGGCGGUCACCAUGAAUGUAACUGGUCUCGACAUAACCGCAGGGCCAGCCGUGGACACUGGAACUGAAAAUGGUGUCCCAGCUGUGACACUCAAGAAUUGCACAGUCAUGACCGACGUCAUGAGUAUGACCUGUCGAGACUUUCUUGGAUCGGAGGGCACCGAGAAUACUGUGAUAGAGACUGACAGCACGCGUCUUUCGCCUAUGGAAACUUCGUUGGCGACGGAUUAUCGGGCAGUCACCAUGAAUGUAACUGGUCUCGACAUGACCGCAGGGCUGACUGUGGACACUGGAACUGCAACUAGUGUGCCAGCGGUGACACUGCAGACUCGCACCGUCAUGACUGAUGUCAUGAGUAUGACCUGCGCCAACUUUCUUGGAUCGGAAGAGCCAUCUUGCAGUAUUCUUCCGUGCAAUGACCCAGAUGAGAUGACUCUGCACUUGGGAGAUGGCACUCUGACUGGUGCAAUGGCAAUGAAUAUUACUUGCCCAAACACUACGGGGUGUCCGGUUGUCGAGUGCACGGCUGACCCAAGCACUGAGCCAAAUGAACAAGUAGAUGCGUCACCAGUAGUCGUAGAAAAGAGUCAAGUCACUGCUGAGCACAGUGUGAACCAGGCAGACAGUCGUCAUCAAGCGGAGGAAAGGAGCGUCGCAGCUCACAGUGAUCUCAAAGCCGACAGAGAUGGUGAUCUUGAUGGUGCUUUGGAACACAUGGGGAGGUUAGGCGCGCAUGUGUCCACGAUUUCGCUGAAUGCAACAGCCGGAGACAAGAUUGGUGCAGAUUUUUCUCACAGCCUGCCCUUCUUGCACACACCUACCGGUUUCAAGGCUGGUUUUGCUGCAUCUGUGGAUGACUCGAGUGAAGCGGUGCCCCAAGAUCUGCCGGUUCCGUGUGAAAUGACCGCUCCUUCGUUUCUGAAAGCCACACCAGAGGACAAACCGGCAGACAAGAUGUGCAGUGUGGAACGGUUUACAUCAACCCAAACACCCACAAGAGCCACGCCUUCGAACGGAAGUGCUAACACAAGGGCAAAGGACUCCGCAAGGAAGCACGUUCGGGCGUCACCUGUUGACAUCCUGAGGGGCAAAGACAGCGUUGCUUAUCAGCUUUUAGCGAGCCCUGUCGCCAAGCAAAGCCGUGAACCAGUUGUUGGCCCGACAAGAACAGCAACAGUAGUGCCACCAUUUCUGAAAAAACGAAAUGACACUUCGAAGGUGGACCUUAUGGCUGCGGCAGAGACGUUUAACUCUUUGACAGACUCUACUCUAAACGUCUCCAAUGUAUCGGCUCUGCUGGAAAUGCCUACGGGAUACGUCAGCUCGCUGACAAUCUUGGACAACGUGUUUUCACCGGAAAGGGUUGCCAAGGGAAACGCAGAUGCACGGCACAACAGUGCGUGUGGGUCUAAUAGUCUGACCAAAGCAAGGCAGCAGAUGGGAAGCGCCAGUCGUUCGCGUCUUGCGAGCGAUCGAGGCCAGAAUGUAACGGUUAGCGGCGAAGUCGGAGCAAACCUCGACAAGACCAUCCCACAGAAUGCCGAUGCCCUACAAGACCAAGCUGUUGCUGGCCAUUCGUCUUCAAAGAAAAGUUUGCUUGCAGCAGCUAUGAGCACCGGCAUCCCCAAGGUUAACCUUGAGUCAGUCUCGAAGCCCCUUGGCACUACUGAAAAAAUAUCGAUGGGGACGUUGGGAACAGCACUAGGCAAUUGUCCACCAACAGGAGUGACCACCUGUUCGCCUGGAGCUGGUCUUAGUGCUACCUCUAUUCCCAGUGCACAGUGUGUUGGUGCAAGCUUGUUGGCAUGCGAGUACAACGGUGACCUCGUACAAAAGGGCGCGGCUAGUGAUGCACCCGUACAAAAGAAUUCAACGUUGAUGGCUGGUGAUGCAUCCAUACGAAAGAGCGCGAUGUUCUUGGCCAGUGAUGCACCCAUACAAAAAAGUGCAACAUUUGUGGCUAGUAGUGCACCCGCACAAAAGAGCACUACAUUUUUAGAGAAUUCUAGAAAUGGCGCAAGGCCCAGCGCCACAUUUGCUGCCUCACCUCCAGGCUACAGUGUUGCUUGCAUCGACGACGGCAUCACCGUGGACGAAGGCAAUGGAGACGUGCCUUCCGUAACGAAAGAAGUUCACCCCUCUGCAACCCGCAGUCUCUCGGCGAAGCAUCCCACUGCAACUGCACACCGAUCGGACAGCAGUUGCAGUGACCAAGGCACCGCCGUUUCGAGGUCUAGGAAAAGGCUGGAGUUUACGGCAGUUGGGUUGCAGCCUCCCCAAAACACCAAGGAAGGUGCUGGUCUCCAUGCUGACGGUUGUGGAGAAGAUGCUUGCCGAAACGUGCCGACCGUGCCGUUUGCGAGCAAGGUGCUUUCCGACGUGUCCCACUUUCAGGCUCUUCAAGAACAUGGCGAGACCUCCUGUCAUCAGCUGCAUGCCACAUCGUGUUGCGUUCUGCAGCGUUCCGCUGGAUCCCGCGUUGACGACAGGGACAUGCUUACGGACAUCCCAGAGCCGUUCCUUAUUGGUAACAGUUCAACAACCUCCUCCGCGGACAGCCAGCAUCCCUCCAGGAGUGUCGAGGCUGCCAACCAGCACACAUGCUGCGCGGAAGUUGGCAAGCCCACCGGCGUGGCAUCGGCGUCGCCUGGCAACGAAGUCUCUAUCCCGACUAACAUGUUUUACUCCUCUUCUACGAAGAAGCGGAGCAAGCCUCCUAGUACACCUUCAAAGUUGUCGGAGAAGUGCAGGUCAUCGGCGAAGAAGAGGCGGCCAGGGCAGGUAGUUGCGAAAAGCAGCGGCUCCAAGCGUCACCUUGGAUCUCCCGCACCGACCAGCACGAAGCGGCGGAGAAGGUCACAGGAAGCAAACAGUGCAGCCAAGUCGGUACGCAAAGCAGCAGUCGGUACUGCGAGCACUUCCAAGACUCAACAAAGAACCGAACUGACUGGAAGUACGGUAAUGGAUGUCCUGCAGUCGGUCUUUUCGUACCAACCGAAACUGCGAAGCCUGCCUCCAUCUCCCGUGGCCAGCUCGGGUCCUACAGACACGUCGAGUCCUCUGGAUACCGUAAUGUUGCCAUGGAACCCACUCUCGCCAGGCGAUUUGAAGGUGCCAGAUGACUUGAGCCCCCAGUCUACCCUGAAAGCCUUGGAUGCUGUGCAGGCAAGGCUCACCCGGAGAUUGGACGAACUGAAAGGCACCUGUGCUGAAGAGAAUCCACCUGCCUCGUCAGCUGAGGAUUGCGUGGACGUGGACAACCCUCCCUUCGAACUCCCGGACCCACAGCUAGACCUCACAGCGAACAUCGACAUCAUUGGCAUUAUCGACCGCCUCGACGACACAAACAUCAGGGAGACCCUCUACUGGAGCUUCUACGAGAUUCCUGAGGAGACGCGUAAACACUGGGAGCUGUACGGAUGCCUUAUGGAAGCAGACAAAGCAGUCUUUGGUUACAUCAAAGGCCGCGUCAAGCUGCUGGUGUCGCUGGGCGAUUACAUCAAGCUACCCGACACGGGUGACAGGCUCACCCUCGCCCGUGCGGCCGCCAGCGGUGAGGUUCGCCGUCGUGCAAAGGCCAUCACCAGGCUGCGUUACAAGGUCACAUGCAGGCGUAAAGCUCAGUUCAACCAGUACAUUUUGCAGCGCCUUCAGGACGAGCACAAGACGGACGAACUGCUCCAAAAGUACCCCACCACGGACUGCUUGGGAAAGCUGCUGGAAGAGUUAGGAAGUUUCAUAGUGCGCUACCGUCCUCUCUGCCGGGACAUCGCCAUCAUCGCCUCUGACCACCACCACACCUUCCAGUACCCAGUGCUCUCGUACCAGAUUAUUGCCCCAAGUCGUUUAAUCUGGUUCCACCUUGACCUCCCGAUCGACGUAGAUGCAUACCCGAAUGCUGUGAUCGUGCCGUCUUUGCGUCCUUACUCGGACGAGUACGACGUAAUCACGACCGAGAAACUACGUCGGAUCGCUGCACGCGUCAACCCCGGUCCCGAAUACAUCGUUCGACUGGUCGACGAGAUUGAAGACUUCCUCAAGAAGUAACCGGAGCAUCGGAAGUGAUGCCAACAGACUUUCUGACUAGAUCGGAGGAGUUUCCGAAUGUAGUGUCCCAUCAGCUGUGCCCUUUCACUGCAUGACUUGCAAAAUUCAGAUUGAAUUGUGUACAGGCAUGUACCGGAGCUCUGUCGGUUUUCUUUUUCUCACUAUUUAUUAUUUCACGCAACCACCCAGAGCUUCUAAUAAGACGGUUGCUUCAAUUUUUAAAUCCGUUUGUCUUGUAAGUACUAGUUUGUUUUAACGUAUAUAUAUUUCUGAACUUUUAUCAUUGGCCACGUGUUCUUAUUUCCGAUAAGACUCAACAGGCAUAUUUUAUAUUAGAUGUCGGUGCUUUCGUUUUAAUCACGUGCAUUUUUACCUAAGGUACAAUGCUACUAAGCAGCAGUCAGAGGCGUUGCACAACAAACUGUGUAGAACCGUGUAAACGUGAAUGCAAUUUUUUGUAAACAUGCCAGCCUUGUUCAAACAUGAUCUGUUCAUUGUCGCAGCUAAUGCAACAUGUUGGUGAUAACAUUCAUAGUUUUAUUACUAAUUACGUAAUAUCUGUUGCUAGUUGUAAACUACAUCUUGCGUUGUUAGGUAAUUUGAUGCAACAGAGAUGACUAUAUUUUGCUUUGCAAAAUUUUGUUGCAGUAUGACAAAUUGGGAAGCCAAUUGACAAGCCCUGUCUUAUAUUUUUAUUAAGUUGCCUUUGUUAUUAACAAAACUGGUGUUGGUGAUUAGAUUAAAUAAAAUACGAAUGUCGAUUUUUAAGUAUUUUUCAUAAAUGGCAUGCUGCAUUGCGCUGAUGUUACACAAUUUUUUUUUCUGGCACAAAUUUCUUUCAUUGCCUUUUUUUCUUUUUUUUUUUGCGAGAAAAGAAAUUUUAGGACAAUGUUCAUUUUGCAGUGUGCGAGUGCCCCAGCUUCAAACUGUUUUCAACUCUGAAGUGUCACCAUGCGAACCGACAUUCAUGAUGUUUAAACAGAGUCGUCAGUAAUUUCUGUAAAAAAUUGUGCUGUUGCCACCACAUUUGUCUGGAAAAGAAAAUCGCGCCUGGUGUUUGCAAUAAAGAUUGCAUGUGGUCAUUCCUGAAAGGCACCUUGCAUAUGUCGGAGAAGUCGUUGGUUAUAUUCUUUGCGGUAUAUUCAUAUGUCUAGGGAUAAACGUCUCCAAUAUCAUUUUAUUACUCUACAUUCUUUUGCCAAUUGUGAAGUUCCAAGGUCUGUCAAAGUCAGUUGGAUAAAAAAAAAAAAAAUUGGUCAUGAUCAAUUGCAUGUGUUCAAUUCUGCGCAGCAUCUAUCGUACUGCAAAAAGUGUCAAUAUUAGGUUUUCACCUGAAGUACUGCAUCACAUGGUAACAUUUUUCGAUGCCCACAUCCAUUUUUAUCCACACCUGUUAUUACAAGCGAAAACGUAAGCCCCCACAAGCUUGAUAGCGAAACCAUAUGUGUUUUACCAUGUCUAUACAAAAUGAAAGCUAAUGUUCCUGCUGUAUAAUAAAUGCUUUGCUUUAAUAAACACAUUGCGACAUACACGUUAUGUCGCAAUGUGUAGUUACAUUUUUUUUGGCCACAACGCACAUUUUAAUGUCACAUGCUUUUGACUACUUGACUUUAUAUAUGUAUAUACUAUAUAUUCUGUGUUUCGGUUUCUAUUUAGAGUAUGUAUUUUCUGUACUAAAUGGCUUUGCAACUAGCAACGUUUUUUUCAAGCCGGGCAUUGUUUUAGAAUAGUGUCAAAUGUGUGGCAGUGUUCAUUGCAAGAUGUAGUUGUAAAUGGUUAGAUUGCUGCAUGACGGCUUUCGUCGCAAUGUGUAGUUACAUUUUUUUUUUUUGGCCACAACGCACAUUUUAAUGUCACAUGCUUUUGACUACUUGACUUUAUAUAUGUAUAUACUAUAUAUUCUGUGUUUCGGUUUCUAUUUAGAGUAUGUAUUUUCUGUACUAAAUGGCUUUGCAACUAGCAACGUUUUUUUCAAGCCGGGCAUUGUUUUAGAAUAGUGUCAAAUGUGUGGCAGUGUUCAUUGCAAGAUGUAGUUGUAAAUGGUUAGAUUGCUGCAUGACGGCUUUCAUUAUAUACACCAUUUUCUUCUAGACAUUUGUUUGAGCAUGACAAGGCAGGAAUCUGCCUAUGUAUUAACUAUUAUAGCAAACAUGACUUGCUGGAAACCCUGCCUUAUGUUUUUAUUUUUACGUUUGUAUAAUGCUUGUUUACAAUAUUCCGAGUAUUUAAUAGUCUUACAUGGCGACUGUAUGUGAGAAUUUUAGCAGGCACAGGCCGUAUUUUGUGCCGCUUGCCGCUGUCGAAUCUGCGUCGUCAGCUGUACAGUAUUCAAUAAAGUUAU
This is a messenger RNA of Rhipicephalus sanguineus (brown dog tick), 7990 nucleotides long. RefSeq lists its product as uncharacterized. Bases 217 to 5649 code for a protein of 1810 amino acids. The record is from RefSeq and is a predicted model, not a curated record. The transcript has 13 exons. Lineage: Eukaryota; Metazoa; Arthropoda; Arachnida; Ixodida; Ixodidae.